AGUAUUUCAAAUCGGUUUGUAGAAUGCGUGAUACAUUAGAAGACAGAAAGCAAAAUUUAUGGAUAUCUUUACUUGAUGAAGUUCAAUCGAACAGAAGAAAUGCUUAUGGAACAAUUGAAUCACCUGAUAAACCACAAUUAAUCAUUUUUGGCAAUGAAUCUACCGAUAAAACACGAAUUAUUGAAUGGAUUAAUUCGAAUACAGAUAUUCAAUGUGGGAUUGAUUUAGAUUAUCAAUUUUUUAAUCUACAUGAAGAUGGAAGUGAAGACUCUUUACAUAUGGGUAUAUGGAGUUUAGAUGGUGAUCCACAACAAAGUAAUUUAUUAAAAUUUGCUUUAAAUAAAUCAACUAUAUGGCAUACUAUGGGAAUCGUUUGUAUUGAUUAUACUGAACCAUGGUCAAUAAUGAAUGAUUUAGAAUUAUGGUUACAAAUUAUUGAACAACAUAUUCAUUAUUUAAAAAUGGAUUUAGAAGAAAUUGAACAUUUAAAAUCAAGUAUUGUCUACAAUCUUAAAAUGUUCACUGAUUCAUCAAUAGUUAAAGAUGAUGGAACAAAAUCUUCUAUGAAUUUCCGACAUCAAUUAAGUCUUCAGUCACAAAAUAUUGUUAAAGAUCAAUUUGAAACUACUAAAUGGUCAUAUAGUCCAUUACAUCCGAAACCGAUAGAUAGUUGUACUGGAAUAUCAUACUCUCUACAACAGAAUCAACCAAUCCAAAAUGACGAACAACAACAGAAUGAUCAAGAUGAUCAGUCAAAUGAAAAGUCAGUUGAGCAGCAACAACAAUCGAAUAAAUGGCUGAAAAAAUUUAUUACUGAAGGUGUAAUGAAUAAAUUACUUCCUAUCCCGAUUAUGAUUGUUGUUACAAAAACAGAUAUAACUGAUUUACUUGAAAAAGAAUUCGGUUAUACAGAUGAAAAAUUUGAUUACAUUCUUUAUCAUCUACGUAAAUUAUGCCUUGAAUGUAUCCUUUUCUAAAUGUUAAAAUAAUUUUGAUAAAAUUAAUUAAAAUACGAUUGAUGAAAUUAAUGAAAAUAAAAAUUGAUUUUGUGUGAUGAUUUGAAAUAGUCGAUUGAGAAAACGCCUUAGAAACAAGUUGUCUAAUAAGUAUCAUUCAUCCACAAAAUGUUUCAUCAAUAUUAAAGGAAAUGUUGUUCUUUACCGGACUAACAUCACAUCAAUCUAGAAUUACGAAUAACAACCUUAUCACUAUGUUAUUUAGGUCUAUACGGAUCUUUUCAAUACACAUCCCAUCAUAUUACAAGAGAUUGUGUCUAGGGCUUUCAUAUUUUGUAACAAAUAUAUUAUUAUUCAGAAGUACAGUUCAAAUUUAACGUUUCUCAAUUCAAACUUCAAUUGAUUUAUAUUAUAUGCAUAUUAACAUGAGGAGUUUGUCUGAAGUUAUUUUAAUUCAGCGAUAUACAUGUGCGGGACAAUCAUAAAAACACAAUGAGUACUAGACAUAUGUUCCAUUUCAUCAUGAGAUUGAUCAUCAAUAAAUAGUUAUGAUUCAGAUAAAGAAUAAACUUUAGGUCUUGUGAAUUAUCUGUUACCGAAAGAUCUUCUAAUCUCCCUUCAGUAAGCUCAUGAAUGUGGAUUGUAGAAAUAAUUGAAUAUUGGGACAAAACAACUGUCUACUACUUCUUGAUUUUCAAUAUUUACCAGCGUCAAUGCUCUGCUUUAUUACCUUAAAUAUUUAUGAUCACUCCCUGUUACUGCACACCCGGAGUGAUUUGUCUUAAUAUAGCGUUUAGUAUAUAGUUUGCAAUAGAAUACAGGACUCAUGUUUCACUUUAUUCCAGAUUGGUUAGCUGUAUAUACCUGCAUUCCAGCAUUGAAGGUACUGAGCUUAAGUUUUGAUGAAAACACUUGUUGAAGCACUUGAUGAACAAGUUGGCAGUUAACUGAACUCAUAAUCUCAGUAGAUAACGCAUUGCAUUUUGAAAUGAAUGAUAAUGGGUUCGAGUCUCUGUGUGUUUGGGUAUGUUAAUUAAGCUGAUUUGAAUUAUGUAUGUGGAUAACAGGUAAUGUAACUGAUUUAUGGUUAUUUUAUACAAACAUGCUUCUGAAAAUAAUUCUUUAACUAAUGGAAACUUAUUUUUAAAGACGUAAGUGAAGAUAUACAAACAUCUGGAGAGCUGAUCGGAAACACUUACUGUUAUGUAAUGUUAAAAUCGAUACUGGUGUUUGUUAUUAUAUAUGAUUGAACAUAUUAUUCACGUCAACAAGCGUAUUCAGCUCUUUUAAAAUUAUCUAUGAAUGUUUGGGGAAACUGAGAUUCGUCAGCUUCAUUCAUGUGGAUCCUUGUCUUAAUGUUCAUAUUGAAACUAAGAGCCAGUAGAUUUCGUCUAAAACGCCCAAAUAGUCAUUAGCUUGUUGGAGUGAUAUGAUGUUUAUAUUAUUAUUUGAAAAAGUUUGAAGUAAAAUGUUCUAUGUUCCAGUCCCAAUGUAAACAACAGCAAUAUAUGUUCAGAUACAUUAAACAGGCAUGCAUUACUUGGGAUGAAUUGGACAUGUUGGAUUACAUAAUAGUUAUAAUGAAUCAGUCCAUGUAGAAUUUGUAUAUUACCGAAAAAGAUUGAUCGAAAUUCAAUCUUGUUUAUUUACAAUAGGAUAAUUCAAUUUGAUUAUUUAUGAUAUAAUAUAUCUCAUUAGUUCUGUUCUUUUCCCCCUUAUAAAGCAACACUGAUUCAUUCACAUGUUACUAUUCUAUUUUACAAUUUCUUUGAUAAAUAAAGACCGGCUGGUUGGGAUAGUUUACAUCGAUUGGAAUUAUUCAAAAAGAAUUUAUCAUCCAAUUUAAUUGAUUGUAAUUAUAAUCAGAUUAUUACAAAACCAUCGAAAUUAAGAAGAAAAACAUCAUGUGGUAUGUUCUAUUUCAUUCUGUAUUCAUUCAUCAUGUAAUUGAUACUUUAUCAUAGAUGGUAUCCAGAUCGAUUACCUCUAUAAUCUUCAUAAUUGCUAAGCCACUUCAAAGUGAUUAGUCUCAAUUCUGGAUCAAACAGUAGUUAGAGUACGACUGAAAACUAUAGAGAAUAUGUCGGAAAGCUGUUAGAGUAUGAGAAACCUUCGGACUAUGAGUUCGUUUUUGAAGUUUAAGUGGGUUAUUCAGUAACAAAUUUGAAGGUAUGAUGUUUCAUAGAUACACUAACAUCUAAGGAAACAACAAAUUCAACCGAUUAGUCUUUUAGGUCUUAAAAUCCUGUGAAGUAAUUCUAAGGCACUAGAACACAUGUGAAAACCUUUUUAUGUUUUAUUGAAAGUCAGUAGUUUACUCUGUUUCAAAUUGGAAGGAUAUAUAAUGAUUGACAUUAUGAGGUCUGGGUUACGAAGAAAUAUAUUUUAAUUAAAGUCAGAUCAAUUGUAUUUUGGGUAUAUGAGGACCCAACAUUGUUUCGUGGGGGAGGAUGGACCCGAGGAACUUAUAUUCCGGAUAUCAGGUUCGGAUCUUCAAAGAAGGGGAGGUGUUGGGGUAUUCAGAAAAUACCCCAGAAAUUAUCUAAUGCUAUUCCUGAAUGAGAAGUAGUGUCAUUUCCCCAUUGGUCAACAUUCUUCCAACGUGUGAUCUCCUUAUUGGUCAAUAUUUAUUUGUGUCAUUUCCUGAAUAUUAAAUCUUGUACAAAUGUUAUUUUCUAUUUUAUGGUACGAUGUAGUCUGUUUGAUCGCUAUAUAAACAGAGUAUGUUUGAAAUAUAAUGAUUCAUAUCUCCGAGGCU
Schistosoma spindalis is the source of this 3714-nucleotide messenger RNA. The record is from the annotation of a GenBank genome assembly. NCBI's taxonomy places the organism in Eukaryota, Metazoa, Platyhelminthes, Trematoda, Strigeidida, Schistosomatidae.